This is a messenger RNA of Solanum stenotomum, 1579 nucleotides long. Its product is annotated as probable sodium/metabolite cotransporter BASS3, chloroplastic. The transcript is spliced from 5 exons. NCBI's taxonomy places the organism in Eukaryota, Viridiplantae, Streptophyta, Magnoliopsida, Solanales, Solanaceae. The record is from RefSeq and is a predicted model, not a curated record. Gene Ontology annotation, cellular component: membrane. The coding region runs from base 136 to 1377 and encodes 413 amino acids.
AAACUCUCUUGUCAUCUCUUCAGCGCUUUGCUCCUCCUCUCCUUUUUUUCCCCUCCUCGCCGGAAAAGCAGUCAAUUUUUUCCGGCGAUCGGGAUUAAUUAUACUCACUGGAGAGAUAAUUCUUUCAUUCUCAGAAUGUCAACAACUCCAUUUUUAUCCGUUAAGUACCCAAAACCUUUUCUUUCUAUCCCCAAUUCAAUUUUACAGAGUAAGACUACUUUUUUUAUAAGGUAUCCAGUUCUAAAAGGGUUUAAUGGUGGCGCUGUUGCAUGUUCGACUUCGUCUCCGUUAACUGGGAGAGUGGGUUUGCACAGACGGGAAGGCAACUUGUCGUUACUGUCGUUUGGUGCUAAUCCGAAGAGCUUUUAUGUAGCAGAAGAUGAAGAAAAGGUGGAUUAUUCACAAGCACUUUCUGCAUUGCUUCCUUUUGUUGUGGCCCUUACUGCUGUUGCUGCUCUUUCUCACCCUUCAACUUUCACAUGGGUGUCUAAAGAAUUGUAUGCUCCUGCACUUGGAGGAAUCAUGUUAUCAAUUGGUAUUAGACUUUCUAUUGAUGAUUUUGCUCUUGCGAUUAAAAGACCUUUGCCCUUAUCAGUUGGAUUCGUUGCUCAAUAUGUCCUGAAGCCAGCUCUUGGCUUGCUGGUAGCACAGGCAUUUGGGAUGCCUCCAAUGUUCUACGCUGGUUUUGUCCUUAUGUCUUGUGUUGCAGGGGCACAAUUAUCAAGUUAUGCCAGCUUCUUGAGCAAAAGUGAUGUGGCAUUCAGUAUUCUCUUGACCAGUUCAAGUACCAUUGCUUCAGUUCUUGUUACUCCACUUUUAACUGGCCUUCUUAUUGGUUCAGUCGUUCCAGUUGAUGCAGUUGCAAUGGCAAAGUCAAUCUUGCAGGUCGUUCUUCUCCCCGUCGCUCUUGGCUUAGUGCUGAACACCUAUGCAAAACCAGUGGUAUCUGUUAUUCAACCUGUGAUGCCAUUUGUUGCCAUGAUUUGUACUUCACUGUGUAUUGGCAGCCCUCUUGCAAUCAAUCGCGCUCAGAUUCUUUCUGCUGAGGGUGCAAAAUUGAUCGCUCCAGUACUGACGUUUCAUGCAAUGGCAUUUGCAGUGGGUUAUUGGCUCUCGAAACUUCCAAUUCUGAGGUUUGAAGAAGAAGUGUGCAGGACGAUUUCUUUAUGCACAGGAAUGCAGAGUUCUACACUGGCGGGGCUACUUGCAACUCAAUUCCUUGGAAGCAGUCAAGCUGUACCACCUGCAUGUUCUGUUGUUGCAAUGGCUAUAAUGGGCCUUUGUCUUGCCUCAUUCUGGGGCAGUGGAUACCGGAUCAGGGACAUUCCAUCCAUUCUGUUUCCACCAACUGCUUCGCCUAUCAAGCCUUCACCAUAAGCUAGAGAUUGGUAUAUAGAGAGUAGGAUACUUAGUAGAAAGGUAGAUGUCCUUUCAGGAUUAGGCAAAUUAACUUAAAUGCAGUAGAAUGGUUAAAUGAGAUGGGGGCAUAUAAUAUAUAUACUACAAUGACCUUCGAAAGUAUGUAUGAAAGCUGAUAAAGAGGUAGAUGAGAUAGUAUUGUAACUGGUAAAAUGAAGGG